UGUGUGUGUGUGUGUGUAUGUAUGUAUGUCCCAAGUCAUGCUGAUAACCUUACCAAUAAGUCAACUUUACUCAUUAUCAAAAAAAGUGUCCUUUGCCACUGCACGUUCAUGAGUGCCAAGAUAUCUGACCCGGCCUCUAAACCAUGCCAGGACCAGCAGAACCCCCGACAGCAGGUCCCCUUAGUCCAGGACCAGCAGAAACCCCGACAGCAGGUCCCCUUAGUCCAGGAGCAGCAGAAACACCAACCCCGACAGCAGGUCCCCUUAGUCCAGGAGCAGCAGAAACACCAACCCCGACAGCAGGUCCACUUAGUCCAGGAGCAGCAGAACCCCCGACAGCAGGUCCCCUUAGUCCAGGAGCAGCAGAACCCCCGACAGCAGGUCCCCUUAGUCCAGGACCAGCAGAAACCCCGACAGCAGGUCCCCUUAGUCCAGGAGCAGCAGAAACACCAACCCCGACAGCAGGUCCACUUAGUCCAGGAGCAGCAGAACCCCCGACAGCAGGUCCCCUUAGUCCAGGAGCAGCAGAACCCCCGACAGCAGGUCCCCUUAGUCCAGGACCAGCAGAACCCCCGACAGCAGGUCCCCUUAGUCCAGGAGCAGCAGAAACACCAACCCAGACAGCAGGUCCCCUUAGUCCAGGACCAGCAGAACCCCGACAGCAGGUCCCCUUAGUCCAGGACCAGCAGAACCCCCGACAGCAGGUCCCCUUAGUCCAGGAGCAGCAGAAACCCCGACAGCAGGUCCACUUAGUCCAGGAGCAGCAGAAACACCAACCCCGACAGCAGGUCCCCUUAGUCCAGGAGCAGCAGAACCCCCGACAGCAGGUCCCCUUAGUCCAGGAGCAGCAGAAACACCAACCCCGACAGCAGGUCCCCUUAGUCCAGGAGCAGCAGAAACACCAACCCCGACAGCAGGUCCACUUAGUCCAGGAGCAGCCAUGGAAACUCCUUCAGUCCUCACUGUAGUUCCACCAAUCUGUUUUACAGCCUCUGCAUACGAUACAUCAUGACUGAUUCUAUAUCUCUGAGCCUCUCUAUGCGCCUCUCUAUGGUAAUACCACCCCCCCACCACCCACCCACACACACACACACACAACCUUCACAUUGCUCCCACAAUCACCAUCCCCUCCACACUUCACACAGAUUUUCUUUCUCUAAAAUUUGAACAGCUACAUGUCCCAUUCAAAACAUCAGUGUGGAUGGGACAAAUUCUCUGACAUUAAAACUAUGAAAUCCUAUCUGUACUUUCCCUGGCACAAUGUUCUCAAACCUCCAGCAGCACUGAUCCCUUCUUUUCCCACUGAUCAACCUUCUGGCCUCCCCAGUAACAUUUUCUUCACUAUCAUCCCAGUGAUGACUCCCCUCCACCUGGUAUACACACCACAGGGACGUGGCCUUUUUAAAUCUUCUUCCCAUUGUCAGAAUCUUCUCUCGCUGAACCUGGCUACAACAAAAUUGUAACAAUCUACCAUUUCCAAAUGAACUGAACUAAAUUUCACUUCACCUACCACUUGCUCUAUGGCAGGUGCUUCUACACCUGCAUUGCUUGCUGUUUUUCGGGUUUAGUCUGGGUUUCUGUACAGCACUUUGUGGCAUCAGGUGAUGUAAGAAGGGCUUUAUAAAUACAUUUGAGUUUGUCAGAUAAGACAGGCCUCAUCAAAACACUUCCACCACUUUCCAUUCCAUCACAUCAUUACUCUUGCUUCCUACCGUAGCCCUCUUCAUGUUUUCGGUAUCAUCAUCUCUUCUUCUUCCUCUGUCUUUCCACUACCGACCAUUCUCGGUCCUUGACCCUCAUCCUCCCGCUCCAUUCCAUCAGAACUGACACCGCGAUUAUUCUCAUUCCAGCACAGCUGUUGCUUCAUCCACUGUUUUCCUUAAUUUCCUCCAUUUCGUCCGCACUACUCGGCGCCAUGUCCGACCCUACCCGGCAUGCAGCAUGUCAGCUGUUAGUCCCGCAGCGGCUGUCGUUUUAAACCUGUUACCAGGAAGACGGAGGAAACCAGGAACUAGAGAUCGUUGCAGCACUAGUUUUCUGCCAGCAGCACAAACCUUGACGCUUGGUAUGUUACUGAGGAAACCUUCAAAA
Messenger RNA from Oncorhynchus kisutch (coho salmon), 2091 nucleotides. Its product is annotated as proline-rich protein 2-like. The transcript has a single exon. NCBI's taxonomy places the organism in Eukaryota, Metazoa, Chordata, Actinopteri, Salmoniformes, Salmonidae. Bases 144 to 968 code for a protein of 274 amino acids. The record is from RefSeq and is a predicted model, not a curated record.